AUGCUAAACAACAAUGGUUUUAACGGAGGGGUGAAUCAGAUGAAUGAAUACCAAGGGGGCAUGAACUUCCAGGGAAAUGGCCCCUUUCCUGGGGGAGGCGCCCAAUUUCAAGCCACCGGCAACAAUGAGCAACGGCAGCAUAACUAUGGGGAGCUCCAAAAUUGUAACAACGAUUUUUAUGGCGUGCAAAAAGUAAACGCGGUUAGUAACCAGCAAGGCUUCCCCAACAGGAACAUGGUGUAUACAAAUGACUCAUUCGGAAAGCCCCUCCCCCCGAUGGAGCAGAUUUCCAAUUAUUACCACGCUAGAGGUGCAAUGAGUGGAAAUCCCAUGGGUGGCAUCCCUAUGUCUCCUGCCGACGGGGGAUUCACCAUGUACCAGAACAAAAACAAUAGCAUCCCCUUUUUUGGUAAGGAGCAAAAUGGACCCAACUACAACGACCAAGCUUUAUUCUCCCAAGUUAAGCAAAACGUAUCUAUAUUUGGAAAUAAGACGAAAAACAAUACCCCCCUUUUUGGCAACAAUAUGAAAAGCGCAACGAAGGUUGAUCUCCCCACUGUUAGUAUAUAUGACUUUGCGAGUCAAGAUAAGUCCAUUUUUGGAAAUAGGUUAAAGGAGGGAAAGCCCCUCUUUGCAGGUGGGAGGAAUACAAACCAAUCGAUGGAAGCUCCUCCAAAUCAGCAGCACAGUAAUAGCUACUUACUCCAUAACAGCAAUGUGCAUAGUAUGGCAGGACACGGAGGUGAUAAAAACUACAUGAAUUAUAAUUACGACGCGAAGGGACAGGCCAUGUUCGGUAUGAAUCCAUCAAACAAUAUGAUGCCCCCCAACUGGGGAGGCGGCAACAUCAGCGGCAUGAACCAUCCGGGGAACCAUCCGGGGAAUCAGCUCAUUGGGAAUGCAUACAACCAGAACAACCUCGGAGGCAACAUGCAGUCGGCCCCCCCCGUGCAGGGUGCCUAUGGGGUCGUAGGGUCCAAUGCCUUCGGCCAAAACAAUUUUAGUUACCCCCAAAAUUGUAACGCCAUGCAGCCAAAUAUGCAGAACGAGCAGUACGCGAUGUACGGGAGCGGAGGAGCAGCCGCAAUUAACCAAUAUGGUAACUACGCCUAUGGGAACCAGAUGGUAGGUGGGAACAACAUGUCGUCUUAUCCGAACCUGCUACCGAGCGGUGGGUUCGACCCCUCCUCUGGGAAUAGUAACGUGUGUGGCGCUGCUGGCGCGGGAACGCCACAAAUGCAAAUGCAAAUACAAAGUGUACAUCUUCCAAAUAAUGGCCGCAGAAUGGAGGGCCAAAUAAACACAGGAGAUGGAAACGGAUCCAUGAGCCACGCCCCCGAUUAUGGCGCCAACUCGGGGGUACCAAUGCAUAAUACUUCAACACAGAAUGCUGGAAAAGAACCAAACGGCGCAAGUGAACUCCAAGGGGAGGAAGUUCUCUUUACAAACGAAAAUGAAAUUAUGUUUGAAAAAAAUUACAUAAGGCAGUACGGUAUGGAAGGAGAUACCCAAAUGGGCAGUAUGAAAAAAAUCCUUUUUUUCAAUAAAAAUUUCGUAAAAUCCUUGGAAGGAAUAGCUAGCCAUAAUUUAAACAGUUACAACGAGAACAGGUCAACCAUUUAUACCUUCCCCUGUUCUAUGUCAUCGAAUAAUGUCGCUUUUUAUAUGCAAGCUGUGGAGGACUGCAAGAAGGAAAGCCGCUUUGAAGUAGACGCCGAUUUGUACAAUAAAAUAUUCUCCAAGCAGAAUAUGCAGCAGGCCUUCUCCGUUUUGAAAAAUUUAAAUAUGAACAAAAAAAUGGACCAACAGGAUAUCGAUUUGGACAUUUACUACCCCCUUCUUCAUGUGGAGAAGAUAAAAUUUAGGCAGCCCGUCAACCCAGAGCUUUCGCGCAAAGCUUCUGCCGCUCCCUUCCAGUUGGGAGAAAUUCCGACCGUCAUUUGA
Messenger RNA from Plasmodium inui San Antonio 1, 1944 nucleotides. RefSeq lists its product as hypothetical. The transcript has a single exon. Lineage: Eukaryota; Apicomplexa; Aconoidasida; Haemosporida; Plasmodiidae. The coding region runs from base 1 to 1944 and encodes 647 amino acids. The record is from RefSeq and is a predicted model, not a curated record.